This is a messenger RNA of Drosophila grimshawi, 4924 nucleotides long. RefSeq names its product chloride channel protein 2 (gene ClC-a). Bases 1161 to 4718 code for a protein of 1185 amino acids. Lineage: Eukaryota; Metazoa; Arthropoda; Insecta; Diptera; Drosophilidae. The record is from RefSeq and is a predicted model, not a curated record. Gene Ontology annotation, molecular function: voltage-gated chloride channel activity. The transcript is spliced from 17 exons. Gene Ontology annotation, biological process: chloride transport; transmembrane transport. Gene Ontology annotation, cellular component: membrane.
GCUCUAGAAUUGCUCUAUCCAGUUACCAACUUUGCCAGCUAAUUCGCAUAUUAGCGGAGAUAGUCUAACGCGAAUCAAUCACAUGUCAAUCAAACGCAUAUCAAUCAAGCGAACAACAAUAACAACAAGUGUCAGUGACAACAACAACAACAAGUGAGCUAAACAAUCACAGCAACAGUUAAACUUGAGGCCAGGACAAUAAAUAAAUUUGCGCUUUAAGAAGCAGAUAAUGAGCAUAGUAAAUUAGUGUGGAGUUCGAACAGUUGCCAAAUUGUUGCCGUUAAUUCACACAACACAUGUAGAUACAGAACAGAUAAUGAAACUGUGAUACAUUUCGGGCAAUUUAAAGUGUCGCCGUUGUUAAUUGAGCCUUCACACGCUCAAGUGCGCCACUUCAAAUCAGCGACUCCCCGCGCAGUUCGCUUCACUGUCAAACGAGGCAACAACACAGAGUCGUAAAAGAAGAGGAAGAAGAAGCAGCAGCAGAACAACAACAGCAAUAUCAACAACUCGGCUGAGCACGAAGUUAUCACCGGUAGUUCGCGCAAGAGCAACAACAACCAAAGGCGCUGCUCACGCUGCUCAGUCGACUUUGGCAGCGACAGCGACAGCGACUGCGUCUCCUCAGUAAGCUUGUCGCGUGUUUUUUGUUGUUUGUGUUCAUACAGACUCUCGCUCUCCGACCACCGCCCCACUCCUCCCCCCGCAUUGAGACAACUUCACCCACUCGACUCGAUGCUUAUGUUAGUCUCGGAUUGUGACUUUGCCGUCGUCGCCGUCUGCUGCUGCAGCUGCUGCUGCUGCUGCUGCAAAGGAAGUCGGUCUUGUGACUUGGUGCAACAAGAGUGCAGCUAAUUGAAUUUAAUGCACAAGCAAAAGGAAUUUGAUUUCAUUUUUAUAUCGGACGCAUGAGCAGUACCUAGUGGCAGGCAGAGGCGCAAAAGCAAUGCGGAAAGAAAGUGCAAGUGACAAUCGAAGCAACAACAAAAAGCGCUCAAUAAGCGCAUCUUAACAGUGAAUGCAAAGCCAAAAAAAUAACAAUAUAAACAUUAUAAUUUAAUAUAUACAUUAUAUAUAGGGUCAAUUAAUAUUCAAGCCGUAAAGCUUACCACUGCAUUGUGAUAUUGCCUGUUUAAUUUGAUAAAACACAAACACUCAAUAUGAAGUUCAACAGAAAUGGACGCGAAACUGUGCUCCUCGUGCCAUCGCCCAACAACACGUUUCCCGUUCGCACGUGCUCCAACGCAUCCUCGCUGCGCCUUAAUAUGGAUCACGAUCACGACAAGAUCGACGAUGAUACCGAGGAGGGACUUGGCUAUACGCACACACUGAUGUAUGGUCGCUAUACGAAAGAUCUAGGAGAAUUUGCUAAAGAUGAAGCCAGAAAACUCAAACUACUCGAAAAGCGACGAAAGCAAGAAGAUAAACAAAGGAAUAAGGAACUGCUGGGCAAACGAGCGACGCGUAUAAAGAGCAUCUCAUCAUGGAUCUGGAAGCAUACAUUGGCACGCCUCGGCGAGGAUUGGGUAUUCCUCGCCCUGCUCGGCAUCAUAAUGGCAAUGCUCUCCUUCAUCAUGGACAAAGGCAUAUCAAUAUGUACAAAUGCUCGUAUUUGGCUGUAUCGCGAUCUUACUUCACAACCCUUCAUACAAUAUAUUGCUUGGGUCUCAUUGCCGGUCUGUCUAAUAUUAUUCUCAGCCGGCUUUGUACAUCUCAUCGCACCGCAAAGCAUAGGUUCCGGUAUACCUGAAAUGAAGACCAUAUUGCGUGGCGUUGCGCUGAAAGAGUAUCUCACAUUUAAGACAUUAGUGGCCAAGGUAAUUGGUUUAACGGCAACUCUGGGCAGCGGUAUGCCAUUAGGAAAGGAAGGUCCUUUCGUACAUAUAGCAAGUAUUGUAGCACAAUUAUUAAGUAAACUCGUCACAUCAUUCCAAGGCAUCUAUGAGAAUGAGUCCCGCAACUCGGAAAUGCUGGCGGCUGCCUGCGCUGUUGGCGUCGGCGCCUGUUUUGCGGCGCCCGUUGGUGGCGUGCUCUUCAGCAUUGAGGUAACCACCACCUAUUUUGCGGUGCGCAAUUACUGGCGUGGCUUCUUUGCCGCCGUCUGUGGCGCAACUGUAUUUCGUCUGCUUGCGGUCUGGUUCCAAAAUGCCGACACAGUGCGUGCACUCUUCCUAACCAAUUUCACCACCGAAUUUCCCUUCGAUCCUCAGGAGCUGUUUGUAUUCGCAUUAAUUGGCUUUGUUUGUGGCUUGGGUGGCGCCACCUAUGUCUGGGUGCAUCGUCGCUAUGUGCUUUUCAUGCGCUCCAACAAACGUAUGAAUAAAUUUCUGCAAAAAAACCGCUUCUUGUAUCCUGGUUUUCUGGCGCUGUUAGUCUCCAGCAUUUCUUUCCCCUUGGGCACCGGUCAGUUUCUGGCCGGUGAGCUGAGCACACACGAGCAGGUGACGCAGCUCUUCAGCAAUUUCACCUGGUCCCGUGAGGACUUAACCGUGGAACAGGCAGCCGUUGUCACCCACUGGAUGACCAACUACACCAGUGUCUUUUGCAAUCUGGUGAUCUUUACGAUCUUUACGUUCUUCUUUUCGAUAAUUGCGUCCACGAUUCCUGUGCCGUCCGGCAUGUUUAUACCCGUGUUUAAGAUAGGCGCCGCAUUUGGUCGCUUGGUGGGCGAGCUGAUGGCCUCGUGGUUUCCACAUGGCGUGCGCUACGGCGGUCGAUUGUCACCCAUAAUGCCCGGUGGCUAUGCUGUUGUUGGCGCAGCUGCCUUCUCUGGCUCUGUGACGCAUACGGUCUCCGUGGCAGUGAUUAUCUUUGAGAUGACUGGUCAGAUAACGCACGUAGUGCCCGUGAUGAUAGCCGUCCUGGUGGCCAAUGCGGUUGCCUCUCUGCUCCAGCCCUCGAUCUAUGAUAGUAUUAUACUGAUUAAGAAGCUGCCGUAUCUGCCAGAUCUGUUGCCCUCCAGCUCCGGCAUGUACAGCAUCUUUGUGGAGGACUUCAUGGUGCGCGACGUGAAAUACAUUUGGCACGGCAUCUCCUAUCAGAAACUCAAGGAGGUGCUCAAGAUCAACAAGACGCUGCGCUCACUCCCCCUUGUCGACAGUCCCGAGAAUAUGAUCCUGCUCGGUUCGGUGCAGCGCUACGAGCUAAUCAAGAUCAUUGAGAAACACAUUGGACGCGAGAAGCGCAUGGAGGUGGCCCAAAAGUGGCAAAAGGAGGCCGAGGAGCGCGCCUUGGAGGAGGAGAAGAGGAAACAGGAGGCGGAGCUUAAGCAGCGUCGUCCCUCACGGUUCGAGGUGCUGCCCGCACCGGAUAUACUCAGUCUGCGCCAGAUUGCCAACGAUGAGAUGCUGCCGCCAAAGAAACGCGCCGAAACGCUGCACAGCUCGUUGACGCCCCGCAAGUCCAUACUGAAGAAAACGAACUCCUUCAACCUGAAGACAUAUGCGCCAACAUCGCCACAUAGUCCCAGCAUCACACCCUAUACGACCAUAACGGGCAACUCGGAGUUUCGUAUACGGUCCGCCUUUGAGGCGAUCUUCAAGAAGUCCACCACACUGCAGGAUGUCCAACCGGAUCCGGAGAUGGGCUCCAUAGCGCCCCAUGAUGAGGCGCAAGUGCAGCGGGCGCCCAGUGCGCCCAGCACACCCGGCAUAUCCAAGAAGGUUCAGCUGCAAGCACAAAGCAAUUGGAAUUUCGUUACCGAUCAAAUCAUGCUGCAAGUCAACCCAAUUGCAACCCAAACGGAGGCCACAAACCAAAUGGAGGAUGACAAAGAUGAUACUGUAACAGAUAACACAGAUUCGUUUAAGCCAAACAAAUUGCCGCUCAACGAUGCCAAUACAGAUAAGACCUGCAUUAAAUACAAAACAAAUAAAGUUUCAGAUAUUAAUAGAGAGAUACAAUUACACGAGCCGGCUGCUGUUUGCGUCCUAAACGAAAAUCACGUAGAAAAUAUGAAAAAGCCUAAGAAAAAGAUACAAUUCAGUAGCGAUGUGAGAGUUAAAGAUUCACCAAAUCAUAGCUAUACAUCGGCUAAGAUAUCCGAUAAGCCAGAGACUAUUGAAACGGGUUAUACGAUAGAAGAUGUCGAUGACAGUUUAAUGGUUCCAAAUGAAGACAGCUUGGAUGUGAAUACGACCAUUAAAAAGGCGAAAUCGGUGCAACUGCCCAGGGAACGUGUCAUAGACAUGUCGCCAGAGGAUCAGAAGCAAUGGGAACUGGAGGAGAUGCUGAAACCCAUCGAUUUGGAAAAGACACAAAUACACAUUGAUCCGUCACCGUUUCAACUGGUGGAACGCACCUCCAUCCUCAAGGUGCACUCGCUCUUCUCCAUGGUGGGCAUCAAUCAUGCAUAUGUAACGAAAAUCGGACGACUUGUGGGCGUGGUGGGUCUAAAGGAGUUACGCAAAGCCAUCGAGGACAUCAAUAGCAACAGCUUUGUGGCACAUACACAGAACGAUGAGCUCGAUGGCGAUACGAAGCCAACUGUGGAGAAACCCCUACUCUCGCCCAGUGCCAGCGAUAAGGCCGUCAACAUGACCAUCACUUCAAUGGAUUCGGCCCUAUCCAAUUCAGACAAUUGUUCCGAUAUUGAAAUGGAGCACAUGAAGUCCUUGGAUUCGCCGGAAGUAACGCUCACGAUGCCGCCAACAGAUGCAAAUACAAAUACAAAUACAAAUACAACAACACAAGACACAAACCUAAACAAAUCUGUUUAGUAUUACAUAUUUGUAAACAGGUUAAACACCUGCUUCAUGUGUGUAAGGAUCCAGAUAAAAUGUAUACUAAGUUAUGUCAUAAUUUAAUUAGGACUACACCAAGUUGUUAUGUAUUUAUAUAUCUCGUUAGUGCAUAAAGUCAAAGAUAUCGUGAUCUAAAUUUAAGUUGCAAGCAAUGCGAAAUACAAGUUUAUCAAACAUUCAAA